Somion occarium is the source of this 1286-nucleotide messenger RNA. Lineage: Eukaryota; Fungi; Basidiomycota; Agaricomycetes; Polyporales; Cerrenaceae. The record is from the annotation of a GenBank genome assembly.
UGCCAAGAACCAUAUAACACCUUGACGGUUCGACGCCGGUGUUGUUUGCUUUUCACCUUCAACGACUUUCACCAUGCGUCUCACUUUCCAACUAGUUUUAACCAUUAUUAUUUCCACAUGUUCCCUGGCGACGUUUUCCCAAGGUUUAUCCUCUGGGGAAAACCUUGAAACCAAGAGUCUGGUGGAGCAUGACGACUCCUCUUGCAGACAACCAGGUUCACGCACCUCGCCAUAUCGGAGAAUUUGUGUCCCAUUUCUUCGAAGACGUUGGGCAGAAACUCUCAGGUGUGGUACACGAUGUUGUGGAACCCGCAAUCUCAGAUGUCUUGCUGGAGGUCGAGCCCUUUGUGGACAAUCUCCUUGAAUUCACCAGUUCCCUCCGCAAGGGAGCCGAACUACAAGUAUCGCAAGCAAAGGACAGCGUAGACGAAGUGAUGAAGACGGUACACCUUGUAGUAAAUGCUGCUGGCAAAUUACAAACCGAUAUCGUUACCCAUGGUCCGGAGGGCAUCGCGUUCGAGACGGUGGUUGAAGACCUCGGACUCCUCUUCGCCCCAAUAGUUCAACAACUGAAUAUGUCUCUACAGACCGCACCAGGUCAUGAUGAGCGGCAGAAAGCGAUACAUGAACUCUUACAAAUGCUCGGAGAAUCUAUUGUUCAGUUGGGUGUCAAGAAUGGCAUGGAAGAGACUGUCAUGCGCAAUCAUAUGGACCAGAUUAUACCGCACGUGCAGGCCGUUGUCGUCCUUAUCGGUGACCUCCAUCAACAGCAUCCCAUCCUGGGGAAUAUAGUGUUGUUCGAGAUUGUCACUUUGAUUUUGGCAGACUUACCAGUCCUCGGUCCAUUCUUGACAGUGCUACUUGGCUUCAGUCGUCGGGGUCCGGUCAAAGAUUUCUGCUUUGUUGCAGCGUAUCUUCCGAGGAGAAAUACCGAAAGGCAGUUGGUUUGCCGUCUUGCAGAAGCUUGGAAUGGGCUUGUAAUUGCAGCAAUCAACACGGGCGGCCAUAGUUAGGAACUGGGAUCAGCUAUGAGCAUCCCCAGUCGUUGCCGCCGGGGAUUUUCAAUGUUUUGUUAGAAUUGUCGAUGAUUGCAAGGAUACGAUGUUUGUACUAGUGCAUUGGCUUUUCGGACCGUUUUUCCCUUUUUUUCCCUCGAUACCCCGUGCAGACAGUUAUGGAUUGUAUAGCCGCCAAUGUGUCUCUUCGCUUUUCAUCGCACUUCGAGAUGUAUUUGUAGCGUAUGCCUAUCGGAACUUGACCUAGUGUAUAUCAUGUUGUUACAGUCA